Messenger RNA from Prunus armeniaca (apricot), 465 nucleotides. Lineage: Eukaryota; Viridiplantae; Streptophyta; Magnoliopsida; Rosales; Rosaceae. The record is from the annotation of a GenBank genome assembly.
AUGCAAUAUUGUGAAGCUUUUGCUGCCAUGGUGGAUGGGAAAAGUCAGGAGAUGUCAACUAAAGAAUUGUCAGGAGGAGCCAAGAUCCACUACAUCCUCCAGUCAAUUUUUGUAAAGUGUUUGGAGGUCUCAUUUGAAUUUUUAGUUAGGAGACAAAUUACUCGUCUGUUAGACCCAAGCCUUCAGUGUCAUCGAUUUGUUUAUGAUGAACUAAUGAAGAUAAGCCACGCUUGUGAGGUAACUGAGUUGCAAAGGUUUCCAAUAUUGAGAAAGCAUCUGGAUGAAGUCAUGGUAAAAUUUUUGCACGAUGGUGCAGAAGCUGCUGAGAGAAUGAUAGGAAAUCUUAUUGAGAUGGAGGUAUUUCCUUUUGCCUUUUCGAUUGUAUCUGGUGAAAUUAUGGACAAUUGGAGGUGGCAGCAAAAGAUAUCGAAUCUCUUGUCAGGGUUUUUUGGAUUUUUUGUAUGA